Coniosporium apollinis CBS 100218 is the source of this 972-nucleotide messenger RNA. RefSeq lists its product as uncharacterized. The transcript has 2 exons. The record is from RefSeq and is a predicted model, not a curated record. Gene Ontology annotation, molecular function: protein dimerization activity; DNA-binding transcription factor activity. Gene Ontology annotation, cellular component: nucleus. Bases 1 to 972 code for a protein of 323 amino acids. Lineage: Eukaryota; Fungi; Ascomycota; Dothideomycetes.
AUGGCUGCCACGGCCAGUUAUUCGGAUGCCGACUCCAAGCUAGGCCUCUCCGGCGAAGCGCCAGCCUCAAUGCACACGAACAAGCGGAAGCGCGGCUCACUGGACCUAGAGGCGACCGCUUCUAGACCCGCGCCUGGUGACUCUGCAAGAGCUUCCACGAACAACUCAGGCAGUGGUACGGCGGACUUCCUCUCGGCUCAUAACGCUUCCAACAGCGGCGACGACGACAUGCAGCACACUUCGAGUCUGAUCUUCGACCAGCUAGCACAGCACAACAGCGGCGAACACGGCAUGCAUCAGAACGGUGGGUCAACCCAGCAAGACGCAAGCAACACUGCCGCAGCUGCCUUAUCACAUUACUCCAUGACCGUACCUCAAGCUACAGAACUCCAAUUCCAGACUCAGACGCCGAGCGGUGAAGGCGGCCGACCUCUAAGCGCGUCGUUCAACCUGAGCGAGCACGAUAUGCACCAGCAACAUGGGAUGCCUGACUUUAGCGGACUGGAUGCUCUAAAGACGGGAGGACAACCCUCGAACUCGAAUGACUCUCCGCCCAACAGUGGAGGAAACAAGCCACCGGUUGGAUCGGAUGAAUGGCACAAAGUACGAAGGGACAACCACAAAGAAGUUGAGCGGCGUCGACGCGAAACCAUCAAUGAAGGCAUCAACGAGCUCGCAAAGAUCGUACCCGGCUGCGAAAAGAACAAGGGCUCCAUCCUGCAAAGAGCUGUUCAAUUCAUCACGCAGCUCAAAGAGAACGAAUCACAGAACAUCGAGAAGUGGACGCUGGAGAAGCUGCUUACCGAUCAGGCGAUAGCCGAGCUGAGCACCACCGCCGAGAAGUUCAAGACGGACUAUACGAAUGCGUACGCUGAGCUACAGAUGUACAAGCGCGCAUGCGAAAAGGCGGGCAUCGUCCCUGACGAGUUUCCGGACGAUGGCGAAGGAAGCAACCCGAACGGUGAUAGCUGA